This is a messenger RNA of Xenopus laevis (African clawed frog), 2059 nucleotides long. RefSeq names its product nuclear factor 7, brain. Lineage: Eukaryota; Metazoa; Chordata; Amphibia; Anura; Pipidae. The coding region runs from base 1 to 1518 and encodes 505 amino acids. The transcript has a single exon. The record is from RefSeq and is a predicted model, not a curated record.
AUGGCAUCUGCUAGUCUAAGUGAUAAACUUUGCUGCCCUAUAUGCCUGAGCAUCUAUAGAGAUCCUGUGAUGCUACCAUGUGCUCAUCUGUUCUGUAAUGAAUGUAUUUCUAGCAGUCUUGACCAUCAGAAGAAGUCUGGAAUCUACAUUUGCCCUGAAUGCAGAGCUGAAUUUAAGCAGCGCCCUUUAUUGCAGAAAAACCUGAAGCUGUGUAAUAUUGUGGAACAUUACCUUUCCUUCCAGCAAAAAGAAGAAGAUCCAAAAAUCUGCAUCAUGUCACCUGGGCUUGCUGGGCAAACAUAUCAGCCUGACCUGAAGACCCACAGAAAGUCAGAGAAACCAACUGAGCCGUAUGAUUCUUUGGAAGAAAAUAAAUGUUUAAUCCAUAAUGAACUCUUACAGUAUUUUUGCUUUGAGGAUUCUGCAUUUAUCUGUAUGAGCUGUACCAGAAAUUGUAAACACCAGGGACACAGGAUGGAGACUAUGACAGAGGCAUUUCAGAAAAAGAGAACAACAUUGUCUGAUUUUCUUAAGAAAAUACGUUUACAUAGAAAGGAGACUGAGAAAAGACUGAGGAAACUACAGGAACGUGAAAAGAGGGUACAAGGAAAAGCAACUGAAAUAAAAGAAAGAGUGGCUGCACUAUUUAAAGACAUAAUGGAAGAGAUUGUGAUCUUAGAACAUAAUGUUAUAAAUGAAGUUACUAGACAGGAAGAACAGCUUUCUUUCUCCUUGAAUAAUUUAAUCCACACGUUAGAAAUGGAAACAGCAGAUCUGCAGGCAAAACAGUGCUACGUUGAGCAGCUCUGUAGUAUGACAGACCCAUUAACCCUACUAAACCAACCUGCCAUCAACACUGAUCUUGAAAAAAAACAUUCUGAUAAUAAUAUUGAUGACUUGGAUGAAGUUAGCAUUGCAGUGGCAUUGCAGAAAAGUUUCUCCAGACUCUCUGAUGUUAUUCCAAAACUGAAACGAUCCAGAGGUUUCCUUGUGGAAGAUGCAUCUGAUAUGAUUCUGAAUGUCGACACAGCUGACUUGAACAUUGCUCUUUCAACUGAUUUAAGAAAGGCCUCUUACUGCAAGGAAAAAUAUUCAAGGCCCCAUCAUCCAGAGAGGUUUAUGACUCAACAAGUGUUAAGCACAAAGAAAUUCUCUUCCGGACAGCAUUACUGGGAAGUAAAAAGUGGGAAUGCAGGGGACUGGUACUUAGGUGUGGCAUACAAUAGUGUAGAGCGGAAAGGUGACAUGUCAUACAUUGGAAGUAAUAACAAGUCUUGGUGUUUAAGCUGGGUGGAUAAAGAAUUUCUAGCAGAUCAUGAUGAUGAACAUGAAGUAAUAAAAACAGAGUCAUCAACUUUACAUUUCGGAAUAUAUCUGGACUAUGAAGGAGGACAGUUAUCUUUUUAUGAAUUAUCCAUACCAAUCAGACAUUUAUACACCUUCAAGGCAACUUUCACAGAACCUCUACAUGCUGCAUUUUAUAUAGAUAAGGGCUGCUGGCUACAAAUUGGCAAUUAAAGCUGGUUCAUUUUUUAGAUUAGUAAAUUGUGCCCAAUGAAAACAGAGUGCUCAGCAUGAUGGCCAUAACAUGACAUUUUUUCCUUAUAUAGGCUUUAUUGUGUCAUGUUUUAUAAGAAAGUAAACAGUAGUGCCAUUAGUUUCCUAAUGGCCAUUCAUGUAUUUCCUCUUAAAGUAUAGCGAUGUAUCCAACAUCCAGCUUCAGAAUCUUUAUUUCUGUUUUUUGUCUAUAUUUAGCAUAUACAGUAGAAAUACACACCAUUUUACAUGCUCAAAAUAUAGAAAUUAACAAGAAUCUAUAAACUGUAAGUUCUCAAAUCUAUAAACAUGGUCCCCAUGCCGACAGGUUAAGUAAUAAUUGAAUUCAACAAUAUUUUGGUAAUGUGUACAUUUAUGAAGAGGCUACUUCAAUCCUAAUCUUCUCCAAGACUCCACUGAAAUAAAUCUUGACUUUUAUAGUAAAAUGAAGUGUAUGUUUAUAUUUCUGAUAUACAAGUAUGGGAUCUGCUAUCCAGCAAGCUCUGAAUUACAAGUAGGCCAU